Molecule: messenger RNA, 1836 nt
Organism: Gasterosteus aculeatus aculeatus (three-spined stickleback)
Lineage: Eukaryota; Metazoa; Chordata; Actinopteri; Perciformes; Gasterosteidae
Gene: dhrs7
Product: dehydrogenase/reductase (SDR family) member 7
Molecular function (GO): oxidoreductase activity
Source: RefSeq, a predicted model, not a curated record
AUUCAAGCGGAUGUGACGUCGUUAUCCGUUUGUUGCAGUUUUGUUGUGGCAGGAGCUUGAUUUAGAUAGUAUGGCCACUUAAGUUAAACCCCAACCCUAACGUGAUUAAUUCAUUUGACAAGAAAUGGAAUGCUGCGUUGCAUCCGCGCUGUUGUUUUUUAUACCACUUUAUUUACUUAUUAACUUCCUCUGUUUUAUUUUCGCGGAUGCAGACUUCACCCUGCUGUGGGCAGGUCUGUUUGGACACAGGCCAGAGAACAAACUGAAGGGGCUGGUGGUUUGGGUCACUGGAGCCUCAAGUGGUAUUGGAGAGGAGCUGGCCCUCCAGCUAGCCGGGUAUGGAUCACGUCUCAUACUGUCUGCUCGACGGGAGGACGAGCUGGAGAGGGUGAAACGUUGCUGUUUAGAGCGCUCCGACCUUCAGGAUGAAGAUAUUCGUGUGCUUCCACUGGAUUUGUUGGAGAGGACGUCGCAUGAGGGAAAAGCCAAAGCUGCAAUUCAAUACUUUGGACGUAUUGAUGUCCUAAUUAACAAUGGGGGCCGAAGCCAGCGCUCCCUGUGCCUGGAGACCAGCAUUGACGUGUAUCAGGCCUUGAUGGAGCUCAACUUCCUGGGUACGGUCUCCAUCACAAAGCAGGUGCUGCCUCACAUGACGCAGCGAGGCACAGGAAGCAUCGUGACCGUCAGCAGUGUGGUUGGCCUCGCCGGGGCCCCGCUGGCGACGGGAUACUCCGCCAGCAAGCACGCUCUUCAGGGUUUCUUUAAUUCUCUCAGGACAGAGCUGACUGACUUCCCAAACAUACUCAUCAGCACGGUGUGUCCAGGCCCUGUGCAGUCGCAGAUUGUCCAAAACGCUUUCACGGAAGAAGUGCACAAGCCUGUAGCCGCUGCUGGUAACCAGGGCCACAAGAUGCCAACCAGUCGGUGCGCACGUUUAAUGUUGGUGGGAAUUGCCAAUGGCGUCAAGGAAAUGUGGAUCGCACAGCAGCCCUUCCUCCUGUUCUACUACGCCUGGCAGUAUGCUCCUACAUUCGCCUGGUUCAUCACAAACAUGUUGGGAAGAAAAAGGGUGCAAAAUUUCAAAGCUGGUCUGGAUGCAGACACGGCGUAUUUCACGAAGCCUAAGACCUCCUGAAAGUCCCAACCUCAAGAAGAGUAUUGCUGCCUGGUGUUUGACCUUGAAAGGAAUGUAUUUUUGUAUGUCUUUGCCUUCAUCUCAAAGAAAAACAUUUAAAAGCACAAACUGCUGUGAAGCAUUUCAGUCUGAUAAAAAUGGGUACUUAUAUUUAAUUCAUCUGGAUGUGAAGUAAAUCCUACAUUUUACGGUUUGUUGUUGUGUUCCAUGUAACAAGCAUCUUCCGAUUAUGUGGAUUUCUGGAUAAAAGCCAACAUUCAUUAGAAGAUGGUAUAUAAGUUGUAUAUUGGAUGUAACAAAUCAGUGGCACUAACCUUUUGGAUAUAUUUUAUGCACUGGCAAGUUGGUUGAGUAAAGCGUGACAAAACCGCUUCUGCCAGGCUAUUUUAUUACGAGUAUACAUUUUAACAUAUAAAAAUCAAUAUGUACAGAAGAAUAUGGACAAAUUCAUUCAAAAAUUGUAAACAAUAGAAUUGUAAACAAAACAAUCGCACUAAACUACUUACACAUACAGCAAGACACACUCAAGGCACAUCCUUGACAUCUUAAAACAUUAAAACGUGUCCAGUUUUUGAGGACAUAAAAGGGGAUUACCAAAAAAAUGUGAAAUUUAAAAAUUAUAAUAAAAAUUUAAUUAUCUAGAAGGGAGGUGGGCAAAUGUAUUCACUUAAGCACAAACUUUAAUAAAGAAACCAAAUGAU